AUGGCUUUCGGCGAGGUUGUACACUACGUGACCCAACCUACAGGCUGGCCUGAACCAGUGCGCGGUAUUGCUUCCUUGUUGUCGCCGUUCCACUGUCCCGACAGGCCAAGUAACGAGCACCUUGCCAGUGCGUCAUCCUCGACGUUCUCAGAGCCACUCGUUUCCCAUGAAGCACCUGCACCGGAAUCAUACAAUGCAAAGGAUUUCCAGGUCUUGAUUCACUCAACAGCUGCAGGGUUAAAUGCACUUGCUGAGCUUCCUCACUAUGGUGGCGAGAGAUCUACUGUUCCUCUUUGGUCUCAGCUUCUCCAUGCACUAGCAAACACGCUGUCCCCAGAUGUUUUAAUUCUUGAAGAUGCACCAUUCAUUAUGCCACGGGUUCAGAACGUGGCGAGUCAGCCGUCAAAUCUUAUUGACGGACAUGCGACUCUUCUUGCUGCACAUGCUAUCUUUUCUGCGCCUAGAACUCAUUCAGACAGAUCCAGGACCAGCUCGCGAAACGAGGAAGACAAGGAUGAAUUGAUGUAUUCCGCAGACUCUGACUUGUACGAUGGUUCAAUUGACUCACUCGACCUGCCCUUGCAAGCGCACAUGCUUCCGGGCCGAGGCAGACGCCUUUCCGCUGUGGUACCAGUCUUACUAGUUGCAGACUCCUGUAAUAUUGUUCCCCUACUUUGCAGCACUCUGUACCAGAGACGUGUAUGGGGGAUCCGUCAACCUGUGGUCGGCCUGUGCUGUUCCAGCACAGAUACGAUUGCCACGGCCAUCUUCGGGUGGCUCGACUCCGAUCAGGCAGAGGAAGGCCACAUGGCAAUGCACCUCGCUUUAGCAGCAGAUGCCUGCUUAGAUCCCUUGAUGGGGGUGUUUGACUUCACUGACACCUGUUCUGCCAUCAGCCUCGCACAAUUUAUUUUGGGUUUGCGCACUCAUUUUCAAGAUAUCGAAGACGCCAUAUCAAUAGAAGCAGUCGAUUCUUUGACCCCGUUUCACUGGAGAUCCGAUUUACCCGACUUUGAAACUCAGCUUGGGGGACAAUUCGACGAACGAGUGGCGUCCUGGACCUACCAGGUGCACGUGCAGACGAGUUCUAGUGAGGCAUCAUCCUCAUCUACUCCUCGUACCCCGUCCCCGCUCUUGGAUACCACGCUUGUAUCAUAUGAGACCAUGAGUUCUCCCUUGCUUCAUACCAUCGUCGAGGAUGAACAACUUCAUGAUACAAACAUUCGGCUGCCCCAAGAUACUCGCAAGACGAAAGUGAAAGGACGAGGAAGAGGGUCGCAACCACGGUCCUUAAACUCUUCCAAGAGGACCAGUUCAUCGCUACAACCACUACCUGAGGUUAAGAGUUCGACCUCAUCGCGUGCAUCCAGCCCAUAUCCAAACUCGCAAUUUGCCGCUUUGUCUGAUACUGGCCUUAAGGAUGGUGUGACAAUGUCCAAUUGGUUGUUUGAACGCCAUGCGUUCACUGUUGGUCGGAUCCCGGUCCUCUCAGAGGAACUAGCAAAUACGACCGGAAUUAACGCAAUGAUUGAAACCUAUGAUCAAAUGACGGCGUUUACCUGGUCGGACGACAUCAAGACCAUACUCUUGAAAGCCGAGGCAGAUAGCUCUGUAUUGGGCAUUAGAAAAGAACUAUGCAACACGAACGGCGGUCCCAACUGUCAGUCCAGUACAAUCAAUGUUCCCUCAUCGGAGGAUGUCGAGUUUAUUUCAUGCCGCAUUUCCAUACUAUUGCAUGCUGUACAAGGUGCUCGCCAGUGUGAUGAUGUCGCAAAGUUGCAUGGCGCUAAUGAAGCCGAUCGGCGUCACGAAUGGGAUGCUUUGCUUCUCAACUUCUUCCGACCUGUUCUCGACCAACGGGAUGUGUUGCUAGAGCGACAGCUGAACUUGGCUCGCAAUCUUGCUGCCGAUGAUUCUUCCUUUGCGACACGAGCACAAGACGUUGCUGAUGCCUACGAGAGCCUUUGUCACAAACAACAAAGGUCUCUCGUCCCCACCACAGGUAGCUGGGAGCAGGCUGUGGCAGCGCGACACCAAGCAAUUCAGUUUUCUGAAGAUCUUGCAUGUCGCCUUGAGAAAGGGAAUUUCGCUGAGGUGAUUGCGUAUCACUCCUCUAAGGAUCCGGGUACUGCAAAAUGUGAUGCCAUCCUUGUCAUUCCAUGUUCUGGCAUUGCUGCUGCAAUACUCCAGCGCAUAUCUAGUAUUGACGAGCAAGAAAAGUUGAUGAAAUCUUUCAUGCUAGUUCAGGAUCUACAGCUGGAGAAGUCUGAUACGAGCGUGGGGGAACCUUCAUCCCAGAUUGGAAAGAAUGUCGGACACAGCCAAAAGACCACACCCGGCAGAUCGCUUCAGGUCCCCUCCUCUUCUCGUGUAUCGGAAUCCCAUCGAAACAACGACACAGAAAAAGAAACAAUACUUCCCAAGAAUAUAUCCUGUGACGAACCUAGCAGAAGGGAUUUACUACUCCCAGUGUUGUUGGCUGAGUACAAGAAAAGGGACGAAUCCGCAAUUUCGACAGCCAUGAACCAGAUGAAGACCUACCUGGUCUCUGCAGUUACCUUCCUUUCCGAACUCGGUAUCACAGACCAGCCUGUAUUUGGACUGGUUGUUAAUGGCAUGCUUGGUGCGAUCACAAUGGCAUGGAAGGCGAACAGUCAAAUCUACGUCAUGGAGCGUAAUGUCCGACACUACGAUAUCAGAGACCCUCUUCAGGCACUGCAGUUCGUAUCCAUUCUACCGCGCCUCGCGCGUUACGGCCAGGGCCUCCGCCGUCUAUUAGAGAAGCAACUCGCGACUAUAGAUGUGAACCAACUUGGAUCUAAGCCGUGGUCAAAGUUACCCCAACGGCAGGAAGAUGAAAGAUUGGCGGCAGUUAAGCGGACAGAAUUGGAGCAAGCAGUCACACAAGAUCACUGA
Messenger RNA from Suillus subaureus, 2916 nucleotides. RefSeq lists its product as uncharacterized. The transcript has 11 exons. Lineage: Eukaryota; Fungi; Basidiomycota; Agaricomycetes; Boletales; Suillaceae. The record is from RefSeq and is a predicted model, not a curated record. Bases 1 to 2916 code for a protein of 971 amino acids.